Messenger RNA from Ruditapes philippinarum (Manila clam), 2100 nucleotides. RefSeq lists its product as uncharacterized. The record is from RefSeq and is a predicted model, not a curated record. The transcript is spliced from 5 exons. Bases 1086 to 1955 code for a protein of 289 amino acids. NCBI's taxonomy places the organism in Eukaryota, Metazoa, Mollusca, Bivalvia, Venerida, Veneridae.
CGGAUGAGACAGUUUUAUUUAUCGUUGUUUUUCAUUUUCAGAACUAUUCCGAUAAUUGUAAUUAUUCAUUUUAUCUGCAUGUGCACAGUGAUAAAUGCUUUCUUAUUGUAUACAAUUCUAAAAGAAACUUCUGCAUAUUCAUUUCUUUAAGUAAGGUAAGUUUAAAAAUAGUCACGUGGUUCAAACUAAGAGUUUUCUAAUAACUUUUGCAGACAAUUUUGCUGACUUUCAGUUAUAAGGUAAAGAUAUAUAUUUGCUUGGUACUAAAACUGUUCUGUCAUUUUUUUUCUUGUAGUAGAUAUAAGGUGUCUGCCUGAAGCUUUCUGUCGAGGAAUUAUAUAUUCGGGCAUAUUGGUGAUGGCGUUUAUGAUAUCAGUAGGCAGUUCCGUUCAUUUGAUCAAAAAGUAAUUGAUAUUGGAGUGUUCCAAAAACGAGCUAACCCUUAUUCUGAUAAAAUCGAAAGUGAUUAACCUGUAUCUUGAUAUCCCUUUAAUUGGACAGUUCCAAAAACGGAAGCUGGACAAGUCUUUUUAAAACAUAACUAACAAACAAACAAACAAACAAACAAACAAACAAACAAACAAACUAAUAACUAACUAAAAAACAAUAGAAAAAUAAACUAAACAUCAUAUUUAUUUGUAUUUAAUUCGUAUAAAAUAUCCUAUUAUCAGAAUAAAUGUUGAUCACUUUAUUUUCUACAAUAUUUAAACGAAAACAUACGAGGAUGCAAUAAUAUAAAGCAUGUUCAUAUUUUAGUUUCCUUAUUCUUGAUGCAUUCAUCUAUGAGCUGACCAUCUGGUAAAAUUAUAUAUCCAACAUUUUAUCCUCCUUGAUAAAACCUUAUCCAUGAACUUCCUUAAUUCUAAGAUGGCAUCCACUUAUCUCUUUUUCUCCAUUCUGUAUUAGUUCAAAACUGAAAACAAGUUUAUUCACUGGAAAGUAAACAGUGUCAUAUGAAGUUUGUACGUUGGUCGUAGGAACAAUUAUUUUCCUAUUUUGGAAUUCAAGUAGAAUAGUAAAUUUUCUCAAUUUUGGUAAUAAAGAUUAAUGUCUAAAGCUUUGAAUAACGUGACAACUGUUCGUUCAUGAUAUAUGGUUAUAUUAUCUAUAAAACAGAAACAAAUGGUGACGUGAGUCAAUGUGGUGGAAGAACUCCGGCUGUUCGUAUCUGCAAACACUCGGAAGUAACUAUGGUUACUAAAGUUUUCAUAGAAACUGCCGAUGUACCGCCACGUCAGAUUAAUAGAUGUAAAUGCAAUGUAACACCAGCAUUAUUGAACAGCAGCGUUUCACUUUUCUACCGGAAGAUUUCGCGGGAAAGUAAAAACGUUUAUUUCAAAUUUCAAGACAUCCUGUUAAACAAAACAGAAGAACGUGCUAACUCAACUUUUACUAAAGAAAAUGAGCUGGUUUUGGAAACAACAUCUGAUUUCAACAUGAAGGAUGUUUGUCUUAUUAUUUCUGCAGAUGAUGAAUCAACAUUUAAUAUAUCCUGUGAUGAGUCACAAUGGGCUGUUACACAAUCCACGGUUCCAGAGAUUACGAUAAGUGAACUUGAGACAAGCAUAAAUUCAACAUUAGAAAAUAGCAGUGAUAUCUGUACAAUUGGUAUCGCUACUGGCGGGAUUGUGUGUGUUAUUGUGGAACUUGUUGCAAUUCUUAUAAUUUGCUACAAAAGGGGAGCCUAUAAACAGAAGAAAAAUGUGAGGACACCAAAACUAUCACAGGGAGAGAAUGAAACAUCUGCAAGAAACGACGGAGGUGAUAAUGAUUAUUAUAUGACAGAGAAUCCUUUGUAUAACAUGACUGAACCCAUGAUGGACAAAAAUGAGUCCCCUCUAUAUUUGCUGGUUCAAAAACAUGCACCGAAUGAUGAACAAAGGAUGGAAGCAUAUGAUGAUAAUCCAGACUUACCAAAUAAUUCAAGUCAACCUUUGGCGUUCCAGCAAAGUUGACUUUGAAAAGUUUGGUGACGCUACUGACAGUGAGUACACUGAAAUCGGAAAUGUCGAUGUUGUCAGUGGUCUUUACAAUCAAAGGAAUCAGAUAAGAUAAAGUUAUCUUGAAAAACUUUUCUAAAGAUACAAAUAAAUUGAAAAC